Telopea speciosissima is the source of this 738-nucleotide messenger RNA. Its product is annotated as 60S ribosomal protein L23A-like. Bases 76 to 546 code for a protein of 156 amino acids. Gene Ontology annotation, biological process: ribosomal large subunit assembly; translation. Gene Ontology annotation, cellular component: ribosome; cytosolic large ribosomal subunit. NCBI's taxonomy places the organism in Eukaryota, Viridiplantae, Streptophyta, Magnoliopsida, Proteales, Proteaceae. The transcript is spliced from 6 exons. The record is from RefSeq and is a predicted model, not a curated record. Gene Ontology annotation, molecular function: rRNA binding; structural constituent of ribosome.
UGCUACAAUCCUCCAUUCCGGUUGCUCCAGGUUAUUUGAUUUGAGUUCGAUUGAUUAGAGUUUCUUUAGCAACCAAUGGCGCCUCCUUCUAAAGCUCCCAGUACGAAGAAGGCUGAUCAAAAGACAAAGGCCUUGAAGGCUGCCAAGGCCGUGAAAUCAGGUGCAUCUUCCUUGAAGAAGAGGACCAAGAAGAUCCGAACAUCUGUUACAUUUCAUCGUCCAAAGACAUUGAAGAAGGAAAGAAACCCAAAGUACCCCCGCCUCAGUGCACCCCCAAGGAAUAAGCUUGACCAUUAUCAGAUCCUGAAGUAUCCUCUCACCACGGAAUCAGCAAUGAAGAAGAUUGAGGACAACAAUACCCUGGUUUUCAUUGUUGACAUCCGUGCAGACAAGAAGAAGAUAAAGGACGCUGUCAAGAAGAUGUAUGACAUUCAGACCAAGAAAGUGAAUACCUUGAUCAGGCCUGAUGGGACAAAGAAGGCAUAUGUGAGGUUGACACCAGACUACGAUGCCCUGGACGUAGCAAAUAAAAUUGGGAUAAUUUAAGACCAUCGCUAGCAUUUGUGUCUUCUAUAUUAUCUUUGAUUCUGACCCUAGUAAUUUCUAGCCAGGUUGGGGGCAGUUUUGUUAGGAAUUUUGAGCAUAGACACAGGAUUGCAUGUCCAUGUUUCCAUUUUAACUAAACUAAAAGAAUGUUAGUCAAUUUAUUGAUAAAUGGGGAGUUGAUUUGGAUGCAUA